Messenger RNA from Hypoxylon trugodes, 1831 nucleotides. Its product is annotated as malonyl CoA-acyl carrier protein transacylase. The record is from RefSeq and is a predicted model, not a curated record. Gene Ontology annotation, molecular function: [acyl-carrier-protein] S-malonyltransferase activity. The coding region runs from base 366 to 1637 and encodes 423 amino acids. NCBI's taxonomy places the organism in Eukaryota, Fungi, Ascomycota, Sordariomycetes, Xylariales, Hypoxylaceae. Gene Ontology annotation, cellular component: mitochondrion. Gene Ontology annotation, biological process: fatty acid biosynthetic process. The transcript has 2 exons.
UUAUAGAAAUAUAAACAUUCCAAGAGAAAUAGCCCUUCAUGACUCUAUCCUUAGCGGGUACUCUCGGGUAUAUGUCACUAGCACAUCUAGGUAUUAGUCCGGGGAAAGAUGUGGGGGAAGAAAUUGCCCGCCCCAAGCCGUUUUAGCACCUGCUUACAAGGGCCGAGGUACCUACCCCUACCUCUACCGAAGAGAGGUCCUUCAAAGCUUUUUAACUUCUGCACCUUUUUAAGCCUCUAGUCCUUUAAUCCGAACCCCUCCUCAUCAAUUCCCAUUGUAUUUUAUCACUCAAUGAUUUAGAAAGAAUCGAAAUCAAUGACAGUGGGGAUUGAUCGCCGUAGCGCAAACGUAGCUGGUCUGCGGUGAUGAGCGUCCUUGGAUUCCCAUUGCGCCGGCCCGCCCGCUUCAUUGACCGGGUGUGUCGCCGGCUCGGCUCUGCUACCGAUUUGUUAGCUACAACUGCAUUAAUUCCGAUACGCCAUAUUGAAUUCCGGCGUUAUGCAUCAACGAAGGGAACGAGGCCGCGGACGGCUAUCUUCUUUCCAGGCCAAGGAGUUCAGAAAGUCGGAAUGCUGGCGCCAUGGCUAGAAGCGUUUCCUCAAACCGCGAAACAUAUACUUGACGAAAUUGACCAUUAUAUGGGCUACAAAUUGUCCGACAUAAUACAAGACGGGCCGAGUCGAGUUUUAACCGCGACACCGAAUGCGCAACCAGCGAUUAUGGCGACCUCGAUCAUGAUCCUUCGUAUCCUCGAAACCGAAUUCGGCUUCAAAGUCUCUGAGCGAGUCGACGUUUCUCUCGGACAUUCCCUAGGUGAAUUCGCAGCUCUGGUAGCAGCUGGCGUGCUAGAAUUCGAGGACGCUUUGUACAUGGUGCGCCGACGCGCGGAGGUAAUGGCGGAGGCUACGCAAAAGGCCAAAGAUAAAUAUGGAGGUGAAUACGGCAUGGUAGCCGUGGUUACGGAGACCGAAUAUCUAAACCAACUUAUCGAAGCUAUAGACGACUUCGUGGGGUAUCGCAGUGCGGGUGCGAGGAGUGAAAGCGCUGAAUCUAUGAAACCGAUCGAUCAGGUGCUCAUAGCGAAUGUGAACAGCAAGAAUCAGAUCGUGUUGAGCGGGAGCGUACAAAGGAUCAAGGAACUUGUGGCGCAUGUCCGACAAUUCCUUGGUCACGAUCCGAGGGCUGUACGGUUAAAUAGCGACAGUCCAUUCCACAGUCCUAUUAUGAGACCGGCGGUAGCUGUGAUGAGAGAGUUGGUCUCGAAGAAAAGCAGAGUCAAAGGCCGCGAGAACGAGGAUGUUAUUACGUUUCCAGGCCGGUUAGAAUGUGUGAGCAACGUUAGUGCCCGACCGUUCAGCAGUGCUGCGGAUGUUAAGGAUCUCUUAGCGCGACAGUGCCUCGAAACUGUUAGAUGGUGGGAUAGCAUAAAAUACUUGGAUCAGGAACAAAAGGUUAGGAGGUGGAUAGGCAUCGGACCUGGAAAGGUGGGCAGGAAUCUAGUAGGGAAAGAGGUCGGUAUGCGUGGGACAGAUUCCGUUAAAGGCGGUGGUGUCUGGGCUAUCACGGAUCCAAUGGAAAUCGAGGAUGUUUUAAAAGGAUUGGAAAAAACCGAGUUCUUACAGGAGGAUGAAGAAUAGCGCCUGUACGAUGUUGUAUAUAAACCUCUGAGCUUUCAACGAGUUCUUCCCAUUUAUUAUCUCUAUAGAUACGGGCGUGUAUGGGAUGGUGUAGAAGAAAUAUCUAGACUCUGACAGAAUACUACUUCAUGAUCUCUUCCCUUGUCCUUUCCGCAUCUUUUCAACCCUAAGAGGCCAAAAUGCGCCCUGUAUAG